AUGGCUAGAAUCAGUAAUGGACGGCCACGAGCUGCCGACGUCGUCUGUGACGAUGUCCACCACGCCGAGGAUCAAUGUAGCUUUGUGCGGGAAUACUGUGCUGGCGAUGAGCCAGGGUUGCUGUCGUAUCUUGGCUUCUAUUACUGCGUCCUUCCCCGGGUGAAACCGUUCGCCUUCACGUUGUUGGCGCUUUGGCUGGGCUUGCUAUUCUCGACGAUUGGGAUCGCUGCCAGCGACUUCUUCAGCGUCAACCUGAGCACUAUCGCCAGUGUUCUUGGGAUGCCUGAGAGCUUGGCCGGAGUGACUUUUCUCGCUCUGGGAAAUGGGUCUCCAGAUGUGUUCAGCACCUUUGCAGCCAUGGGAUCCAACAGCGGGGGCAUGGCCAUCGGCGAGCUGAUUGGGGCAGCUGGUUUUAUCACCGCCGUUGUGGCUGGCUCCAUGGCUCUCGUCCGCGAGUUCAAGGUCAGCAGAAAGACCUUCGUGAGAGAUAUUGUCUUCUUCAUCGUGGCCGUGAGCUUUACUAUGCUUUUCCUUGUGGAUGGGAAGAUUCAUUUGUGGGAAUGCGGUUUGAUGAUUGGAUUUUACGUCUUUUACGUCUGCUUCGUCGUCUUGUGGCAUUGGUUCGAGGCGAGGAGGCGAAAGAGGCGCAACAAACAAGCAACAUCCCGGAGCCAUUUCUCCGAGGCUUCGACCCACGUGGGCGAUGACAUCGAGCCGUACCGCGAUAAUGUGGAUGAAGAAGACGAAGACGGGGCGGUGGGUCGAAGCGGGCGAUCCGAAUACAUACCUGAUAUCAGCGCUCUGGAAUCCGGUCCUAUGAUUCACAUUGAUGGAUCGCUCCCUGACGAUGACGACGAGGACAAGAAGUGGCAGGUUGCUUCCGAGAUGACGAGUAGCAUGCGUGUCAACCGUCCUCGCGGGAGGAGAACCCACAGCACUGUGGCCCCGAUCCGGCCGAGUUUGGUUGGAGCUCUCGAGUUCAGAUCGGUCAUAUCUUCGUUGGCGAGAUCCCGGAACAUGCGUAUGGCUCCGUUGCAACGAGGCUUUUCCGAGCACAAUAUUGGGACGGUCCUAGCCCGGUCGAGCACAGAUCUGGACCAGAGAACGAUCUCCAUCACGUCCACUACAAAGGACGGCCACCUCGCCCCUCCAGAUACCCAUCCACGGUCCAUUCUGUCCACUGAGCUUGUUGCAGAACCAACAGAAAGCCCUACGCCCGCUCUCUCGCUCCAGAUACCAAGCCCUUUGAUACAAUCAAGCCAAGGCUCCUCGCCCUCCCUAUCUCCUUUUCCUGGCUUGCAAGAAUCUCCGAUUGGAGGCGGACAGCUUUCACCCAGGCAGUCACAAGUACUGUUGCCAUCGCCGAGGGCUCAGGAGUACGAGUACAUCCCAGGACUGGAUCCACCCGAUGCUCCUAAGCCUAUUAGUUGGUGGCCGUACAAGGCUUUACCCCCGCCGCAUGUCCUGUGGCGAACUCUUCUGCCAACCUUACAAGGCUGGAAAGAGAAGAAUAUCUGGGAUAAAGUCUUCAGCAUCUUCUCACUGCCCAGCGUCUUUUUACUCGUUGUAACUCUACCUGUUGUCGAGACCGACGCUCCUGACGAUGACGAGUCUGAGAGCGGAGAUGGCUAUCCACCAAAUCGUGCAGGGAGCCCACUCGGCAUUCAUGCUGCUGCGAUUGCUAGUGAGAGCCAGGCCGGGUUGAUAUCCGAGACCGAAUGGCAAGAAUACCGGAGACGUGCGCACUCUAGGUCGUCGAGUGUGGAGGAGGAGCCUAGCUCAUGGAAAAGGUGGCUUGUAGUGGUCCAGAUCUUCACUGGCCCUCUGUUCACGGCUUUCAUCGUAUGGGCCAAGUAUAUGGAUCAACCGGUAAAGGUCUUGGUCAGGAUGAUCCUAUGCUGCCUUGUUGGCUCUCUUGUCCUGCUCGCCAUCCUCCUCCUCACCACGUCUGUCGACAAGAAGCCCAAAUAUCACUUCCUUUUUUGCUUUCUUGGGUUCAUCAUCAGUGUUGCCUGGAUCUCAACAAUCGCAGAAGAAGUCGUCGGGGUCCUGAAGGCUGUCGGUGUCAUCCUUGGCAUGUCUGAGGCAAUCCUCGGUCUGACGGUGUUCGCCGUGGGAAAUUCAGUUGGUGACCUGGUGGCUGAUAUCACGGUGGCGCGACUCGGCUAUCCAGUCAUGGCCUUGUCUGCCUGCUUUGGGGGACCGAUGCUGAACAUCCUUCUCGGAAUUGGUCUAGGUGGAACCUACAUGACCAUGAAGAAGGCCAACCGCAAGCACGAGCAGAAUCCGGACGUGCCCAUCCACUAUGGACACUACCACAUCGACAUCACGGGCACGCUGUUUAUCUCUGCCAUAACGGUGCUAAUCACGCUCCUGACACUGCUCAUCAUCGUGCCUAGCAACAAUUGGAUGAUGACUAGGAAGAUUGGCCUGACGUUGAUUGCGUUGUGGGUGGCUGGCACCAUCGCCAACGUGAUUGUCGAGGUCACAGGUGCUUGGGAAGCCGUCGCAUGA
Messenger RNA from Cryphonectria parasitica EP155, 2514 nucleotides. RefSeq lists its product as uncharacterized. The coding region runs from base 1 to 2514 and encodes 837 amino acids. NCBI's taxonomy places the organism in Eukaryota, Fungi, Ascomycota, Sordariomycetes, Diaporthales, Cryphonectriaceae. Gene Ontology annotation, molecular function: monoatomic cation transmembrane transporter activity. The record is from RefSeq and is a predicted model, not a curated record. Gene Ontology annotation, cellular component: membrane. Gene Ontology annotation, biological process: monoatomic cation transport; transmembrane transport; intracellular calcium ion homeostasis. The transcript has 5 exons.